This is a messenger RNA of Nomia melanderi (Alkali bee), 2981 nucleotides long. Its product is annotated as GTP-binding protein Di-Ras2. Gene Ontology annotation, cellular component: membrane. Gene Ontology annotation, molecular function: GTP binding; GTPase activity. Gene Ontology annotation, biological process: signal transduction. The record is from RefSeq and is a predicted model, not a curated record. Lineage: Eukaryota; Metazoa; Arthropoda; Insecta; Hymenoptera; Halictidae.
CGAUGGGCCAUUGAAUUUGCUAACCGCAGGCUGCUGCUGGUGUUGGAAUGUAAAUGGUUGACUGGAAGAAGUGUAAUUGGAUAGUGGAGUGGUUUUCUCAGAGGGGUUGGGGAAGAGGAAUGGUUGUGGAGAAAGAGAGAGAGAGAGAGCGUGAGGAAAGAAACAAUGAAAGGAUAAAUAGUGCGCAUCCAUCUAUCGCGCAUACACACAUACACACACAGCAUGGUGGAGUACAGCACACAUGCCUCCCUCGCAGCGAGUGGGGUGGUGAGCCCCGGUGCGGAGGGCGUGCGCCUCGUUUCCCUUCGAAAUCAUCGUCAAAGUUCACGCAACCGAGUGCACGACGGAGCGAGUAACAGCAGCAGCGAGAAUGGUGAUCCUGCUGCCGGUGAAAAUCGAGCGCAACCUCCGUCGAUCGAUUCGUUAAUUAACCGUAGUGCGGGGUGAAACAUCGAAGGACCCGCCGGUGUGUACCUGUCAGCGUGUUGUCCACGUUUCCACGGAGAGAGCAGGCCACCAGGUGUUAUUAUCGUUGUUCCUGACCGCCCGGCUCAAGAAACAUUGUCCUCCCAUGACGCACGUUACCCGAAGUUGUCCUGCAACACCUGACAAGUGACUCACACCAUCAAAGGACAUCCUGCAACUGUCCAGAAAUAUCAGGGUUCUAUCCUAUCAUUUUUUUAUUCCAACUGCAAAUCCAAGGGGGAUGCUUCUUGCUAUAGAUUAGUCACCUGGUGAUCAGUGUUUUGAAGGAGACUCUGGGACACUGGUGUGUUAAUCCUUUCAAUAUACAGCUCCUGCAUCUUUGUUCUUAUGACUGGAGGACUCAAGAAGAUACUUCAGAAGUCAUACAUACAAAUACCACUCACAGCAAGCGAUUGUUGAGGACUUUGAGGACCAACCUGGGACCGGUGGAUCUUUUGACAAUAGAAAACUUGUUGUUUCUGCAUUCCUCGCAGGGUUCAAAGGGAUUAUAGCACCCUUUUGAGAACACAGGAGGUCUACAGCUGAUGACUAUUAGGACAUUGGACCGUGAAGACUAUCUUGAGACCAGUGAAUCCUUUGGCAAUAGGAAUACUGUUUUUACCAAUUGCAACAUACAGUGGUUCUUCGUCUGAUGGUGCUUUCCUUGGGAACAGAAGUUACACUUUCUCUUAUUUCAAGAAGCCCCUGUUGAACAAGAGGAAGAGGACGCAUUACCUUACGCUCGAACAGGAGGGACCGGAGGAUCUCCCUCGGCCGUUUGGCUGAUCUCGGUGGGAGGAGGGGCCCCGUGCGGCGGCGGGGGUGAGUUAAGGGUCGUCGGGACACGGCAGAUGUCAGGAUGCCGGAGCAGAGCAACGAUUAUCGCGUGGUGGUGUUCGGCGCGGGCGGCGUCGGCAAAAGCUCUCUCGUUCUCCGUUUCGUCAGAGGAACCUUCCGCGAGUCCUACAUACCCACCAUCGAGGACACCUACAGACAGGUGAUCAGCUGUAACAAAAACAUUUGCACGCUCCAAAUUACGGACACGACCGGGUCGCAUCAGUUCCCAGCGAUGCAACGGCUCUCCAUAAGCAAGGGUGACGCGUUCAUCCUGGUGUACUCAGUGUGCUCGCGGCAAAGCCUGGAAGAGCUACGGCCGAUCUGGGCCAUCAUCAGGGAGCUCAAGGGACAGGAUAUAUCGCAGAUACCUAUAAUGCUGGUGGGGAACAAAUGUGACGAGAGUCCAACGGUACGCGAGGUGUCGAUGAGCGAAGGAGCCGCAGAGGCGGCUAACUGGGGCUGCGGGUUCCUGGAGACCUCUGCGAAGACGAACCACAACGUAAACGCCUUGUUCCGGGACUUGCUGAUGCUCGAGAAGAACCGUGCGGUCUCGUUGCAACCGGUGCAGAGCAAUAACGCGAUCAGCCUCAAGGAGAAAUGCACCGUGAUGUAACCGAGCUCGAGCUCCUCGUGCCCUUUUACUUUCUUCUCCUCCCCCGUGAACCGCCGACGCCAUCGAAGACAACCGUUCCGUUCUUUAACCUCUUCGGACCUGAUUUUUAUACAGAAUUCUGUUCACUUACCUAACAAUAAUGGACUGCCAUUCGCGGCAGUACCGCUAACGACAUUAUUUAAUAUAAAAGAGUAGUACACCACUUUCCAAAUAGAAAUAGACUCAAAGCAAAGGUGUACAUAUGGUUGCCAGUCACAGUUUUAUCAUUGCAUCGGAUACCGAAGUAACAAAAAUAGUGUACACUGCAAUGUACACCGGGUCUGAAGGGGUUAAGCGCUUCCCCUUAACGCUAGGUUUACGGAACGCGUCAGUGAGACGCAUAUUGAAUUUUAUAAACAUUAUUCGGUAAUUAUUCAUAUCAAUUUCGACUGGUGCAGUUGGAGGAAUAUUUAUUUUAACCUCUUGCCUUAUAACUCUGUGUCAGUCUCAUGAAGAUUUUAAACAAAAUUGGAGAAAAAUAUUAUUCCUGUGUUAUCAGUAAUUACAUUUUAGUGCAAACAUAGAUACUAGAACUUCUCUGUUUUAACCUACAACUAGCACUCAAACUAACUUUUGAAAAUUUAUAAAAGCUACAAACGUUUAUUAAGAUUUCAACUGGUUUAAAUCUCAGCUUAGGUAUUACUUAAUCAACUUCUUCGGUAAAUUCUCAAAGAGAUAUUCUAGUGAUAAUAAAUCAUUAAUACCAAAAUAGUUGUAUCAACUCGAUUAAGCGAGUCGGCAAGGGGUUAAUCGUCUGUCUUUAAAUUCUUAACUUCUAACGCCUCCGAACGAACGAACGUCAACUUUUCUAGCGACAGUAGAGUAAAUAAUAGAAUAAACGUCCGCGAACCUAGCGCUAAGGUGUGCGUCUGGAAACGUUAUUUUUUCCACUGCAUCUACCUUCAGUCUCGAUAACGAUCGAUACCCGUCGCGUCGUCAACCGAAACGCGUACGCAUCGUUCCACGCAUUAGCGAGCAAUCAUGCGAGCAACUCAAUGAUUCGGAAGAUUCGAAACUCCGAAUCGCU